AUGCAAUUCUUCAGCGCAAAGGGUUAUCCGUGUUAUGCGGUUAGCUACCGGGGUCAUGGCGGGAGUUGGUAUCCGGGGUUUUUGGGUUUGUAUUUUACGAGUCGAGGGAGUAUGGCGGGGGAUCUGGUUGCGGGGAUUGAGGCGGUGGAGGGGAUGGAGGGGAGGAGGAGGGGGGAGGGAGAGAAGGUUAGGGUUGUGUUGGUUGCGCAUUCGGCGGGGGGAGCGUUGAGUCAGUGGGUGUUGGGGAAGGGGUUGGUUAGGGUGAGGGGGUUUUGUAUGUUUGCUGCUGUGCCGGGGUUUGGGUCGUGGUCGUGUUAUGCGUUCUGGGCCAGUUCAGCACUGCCGAACUUUGUUUACCGUUGCUUCCAUUCUAGGUAUCUACUUGCAACUACCAAGCAAGUCAAAGAUCCGUUCUUUACGGCGUCGACGCCUUGGUCGGUUGUACAAGCUUUGGAGCGCCUGCUCAGCCCAUACGAAUCUAUGCUCUGGGCCAUGCAAGCGCUUUUUCCAAUCGUCACAGGCCCAGAUGUCAUCCAGUCCAUCGUUGGGUGGAAGCCGAAACAACCGACGAAAUCAAAUGCGGGUAAGAAAGCCGGUAUUGUAUCGAGACUGUUCGUUCUUGCUGCUGAGUUCGACGUCCUCUGUACACCUUUCGUCUUGCUAGACGCCGCAAAGCGCUACCGUACGGCAUUCCUCGAUUGCGUGAGACUGAAAAAACUAGAUGGCGUGUCAGAGGAUUCUGUCGACACUGCAAGUGAUGAGAGUGCAGAUUGUAACGGUGUAAAGUUUGAAAUCGUAAAAGGAGUGGCGCACCAUUUGCAGAACCAUGUCGAGUGGGAAAAGGGUGCCGAAGUAUUGCUUGACUGGGUCAAAGAGAUCGAUUGA
Messenger RNA from Bipolaris zeicola 26-R-13, 885 nucleotides. RefSeq lists its product as uncharacterized. The record is from RefSeq and is a predicted model, not a curated record. NCBI's taxonomy places the organism in Eukaryota, Fungi, Ascomycota, Dothideomycetes, Pleosporales, Pleosporaceae. Bases 1 to 885 code for a protein of 294 amino acids. The transcript has 2 exons.